AUGUGUCUUCUGUGCAAAAUUGAUGCCCAGUUGUUCCUCGGUGAUCUGAACAGCCUCAAGUUGGAUUUCAAGGGCGUCUCGUCGUGCUUGGGGGCUCUGGGAUCGUCCCCUGCCCCCUCGGCGGUACCUACCUCUUCCGCGGAAGAUCUUCAGCACCAACAAUUCAACAUAUUUCCGGCGAUCUUCAGCAGACAGUUGAACUUCAACGCGUGUCCGCAGUCCAAAGCCAUGAUGGACGAACUGCGACCGAAUUUGGUGGGAGUUAGCAACCUGCUUGGAGUUGGGGGGCUCUUGGAGGACCACCAUGGGCACCUGGGAGGUAAUGGAGUGGAUAAGAGCAAUGCGAGGAAGUGCAAUAAUGCCAGUGGGUCUUCAGCUGAGGAUUUCAGUGCAAUCUACGGGGGACUGCAGCAUGGGCACGAUCAUCACGGACACACGCCUGCACAUACGCCUCCGUCGAAUAGAACCAUCACCGAUCACACAGACGGCGCAUUCAAAAAGCUGAAGCCCGAACCCCAAACAGGCGGAACUGCUCCAGUGACAGGUACCACCGCCCCCACCGGUCUCGGGGGCGGCUCGCCCGUGUCAGGUACCCCUGGAGGCGGGGGUCCAGGCGGACCCCAACAUGCCGGUCAUACACCCACCACUGCAUCCUGCCCCACCCCUGCGCGGAGGCGACACCGUACCACCUUCACGCAGGAGCAGCUAGCCGAAUUAGAGGCGGCAUUUGCGAAGAGUCACUAUCCGGAUAUCUAUUGCAGGGAGGAACUGGCGAGGAGUACUAAGUUGAACGAAGCUAGGAUACAGCGAUGCGACGGCAGCGUCGGUAGGCGUCGAUGUCUGCGACGCAUGAAUUUUAAUUUGAAUAGUUCAUCCAUAGCAGAGUCGAACCAAGGGGUGAAUUUGGAGUUGCCCGAGUCAAGUAUUUCUCAGAACAAUCUGACUUUACAGAAAUUACAAUUCAAUAACAAAGAAGUAACACCCACCGCUCCUCCUGCUGAUGUCUCUGAAUCUGAAGACGACUUGGCUCUCGCCAAUCUGGAGUCAAAUUCACCAGCACCUGUAGCAGCACUGUCACUUCAAGACGAACUCGAGCUGACUUUGACGAAUUUGAAGUCUAUUGGAAAACCCCAAGUUAGAUCUGGCCAUAAUAAUUAA
Molecule: messenger RNA, 1158 nt
Organism: Acanthoscelides obtectus
Lineage: Eukaryota; Metazoa; Arthropoda; Insecta; Coleoptera; Chrysomelidae
Source: the annotation of a GenBank genome assembly